This is a messenger RNA of Ostertagia ostertagi, 786 nucleotides long. Lineage: Eukaryota; Metazoa; Nematoda; Chromadorea; Rhabditida; Trichostrongylidae. The record is from the annotation of a GenBank genome assembly.
AUGGACUACACAGUCUCAGGGACUGAUUCCCUGGAAAGCAUCGCCGCCGCACAUGAUUGUACAGUCGGUGAAUUAAUGAAAUUGAAUCGGAUGAGCUCUCGCAUGGUCUUUCCGGGUCAGAGAAUACAGGUGCCGUUUUCGUCACAAGAUAACGUAUUUGAAAGUGAUGCUAUUGCUACCUCAACUCCUCGUCAUGGCAAUCAAAUAGCGGGCGGGGAAAGUGCUGCUGAUGGGAUUCGUAAAGGGCCAGGCGGUGCUGUUCCAGCACAACAUCAACGUGGCAGCAAUCUGAUGAAAACGCAAAGCGCACCUCUUCCUGGGCUUGAUGAAGCUGACUCAGACUGUCUUCAACGGUUUCUGAAAAUCAAGGUGAAGCAAGUUACUGAGUCGGACGGUACGGUGUCAGGGACGCUUCUUGUUACACCAAAUUGCCUCAUGUUUGACCCUGAUGUUAAUCAUCCCUUGGUCAAAGAAAAUGGGCAGGAUUUAUAUGGAAUGGUAGCGAACAUGGACGAAAUUGUCUCCGUUUCCGUCUAUAAGGAAAUCAGCGCGCUAACUGGAGAUAAGGAAGACAAAAAGAAGGACAUCUUCGAUCCGAAUCAUGUCCGAACUCCAGCUACAUCUGUUUCUCAUCAAGUGGGUCAUUCUUCAUUUGAAGCUGCUGCUGAUGUCGUAGCUGCUGUGCCAGGAAGAGUGGUAGACAUGGGGACAAGUCUAGUAUCAGACGGAAUCAACGGGGUGCAGGAGAUAUUCAAUGUGGAUGUUGAGUUUGGUUCUGAGAAGUAA